Molecule: messenger RNA, 3041 nt
Organism: Drosophila bipectinata
Lineage: Eukaryota; Metazoa; Arthropoda; Insecta; Diptera; Drosophilidae
Gene: boil
Product: boilerman
Source: RefSeq, a predicted model, not a curated record
AGUCAGACGUCGAAUGGUUAAAGGCCAGGAGCUGCCAUACAGAACACAGCCAGAAUUUCGUAACAUAGUUUUCCAAAUUUUACUCAAUAAUCCAAAAUAUAAAAAAUUUCUCGAAUAGAAACCUUAGAGAAAGCUAGAAGUGAGCCAAGUAAUAGGCAAUAGCUAGAAUCAGACAGACGUUCAACCCAGUAACCAAAUUGCUGUCAGGCCUAGUUUUAUUUCUCAUUUUAUUUUUUGGAUAUAUACAUUUUACACAAUGGAAGGAGUAGAGGAACCUCGUCCGGAGCCAGAGCAGACUACGCCCAAGCCGCCGCCGAAGCCGUCGGUCAAGCGACAUAAGACCAAGUCUUUGAAGAAAGUCAGGGAUCCCGAGGCGGAGAUGGAGCAAGCUCAUCGUUUGGCUCAUCUGUCCCGGGCCCCGGGUAAGUGUCCCCUGGGCACAUGCGAUCAGAUGGUCUUCCCGUCUAGCCUGCUGGUCCAUUUGCUGCACAAACACUCGCGGGAUCCGCGCUGCACAGUGGCCACCGCAUACGAUAAUCGACCAUUGCGACUGUCUGUCGAUCCACGCAGCUUAACACCCGGAGUGCCCCAAUGCCUGGCUAUCCUACUCUAUGCCGGAGCCGAUGGGAUACGGUUAAGCGAGCCAGGCAGACGCCUGAUAAGUUUCCCCAAUGCCGGACUACUGAAUGAUCGCCGCCCUUUAGAGUAUCACUUGCCCAUGGUCCUGAUGAUAUGCAAGACCACGUUCUACGCCCUGCUGGCGGACAAGGAGCUGGAGAAUGAUCUGGCUGCUUUAAAUCCCACCACAUCGGGUCUGUAUGUCAUAUGGGUUGUGUCACCGAUUACCACGCAUCGCAUCCACUAUACGCUGACGGCCUUCGAUCGUUACUAUAUGCAGUCACGUAGCGUGAUCCGCAAGGUUCGAAACUAUACUCACUCUCAGAAUCCGAGUGAAUUUCUACCCAGCGAAACCGACUACCUGCUGCUCCGCGAAUCCGAGGCCAUGACGAUGCUGAACGGCAGGCACUACCUCGGAUGUCGUCCUUGCUUAGAUAGCCAGCUGCUCAUGGAUAUGGGCGCCCAGUCGCCCGGCAUCCAGCUGGAGCUCAUUGUUCACGAAAAUCUCAAAAAGACUGCCAUGGAGGAGCGCACUUCCAGUCAGCUGUUCGAUACUUAUAGUGGUCCGUGCACCAAUAUGCCGCGCAGUAAGUACCAACUGUUCCGGGGAGCAAACGGCAAGCUGUCCCUGGGCCGGAAGCCCCUACCCGCGGACAAGGACAGGUCCAGGGAUUCGGCCCAGAGGACCGGCAAGCACGAGGCGCAGUGCACCGCGAAGUGGACCAAUGAGGGCGGCGACGAACGCAUCGUGAUUACUGGGACCAUUGCGAAGACUCGACAUUCCAAAAAGCGUAAAGACCGAAACAAGGGCGGCGUGGAGAAGUCCGCGAAAAAGAGCCACGAGGACGCCAUCCCGGCAAAGUCGAAUCGCACAUUCGCUAUUAAAGGUAGGGGCCCCAAGAGCUGCAACGCCCUCUUCAGGGACUUGCCUGUGAUAGAUCCCAAGCCCAGUGAGGAUAGCGAGUUUCUGGCCAGCCUCAGGAAUGACUCGCUAACAGGCUCCAUUGACUUGACUCCGCUAGAUCCCAAGCCCAGCGAGGAUAGCAAGUUUCUGGCCAACUCCAGAAUUGACCCGCUAACAGGCUCCAGUGACUUAUCUUUAAAGGCCUGCAAAGGGAGCUCUGACCUCGACACCAACGAUAGCUAUAAGAAGAACUCCGAGGAAGGAUAUCAAGUCAAAUGCCUGGAGGGUUUAUUCAAGGGCUCGGGCUUACAGGUCCCUGAGGAAAGUGAUUCUAAAAAUCAGUCGGGCUACAAGAAUAGCUCCGAGGAAAGUCUGCCGGAGAAGUAUUCACGGAGGCGCCAGGUACUAAUGAAAAACAGAUCCGGGACUGUGCUUAGCUCCCUGCUGAAAUCUUCGGCCGGCUCGAAGAACUAUUCCGCGUUCCCGGCGCCGGUCCCGGUGCCGGUCCAGUUCAGCGAUCCCAAACUGAUGGUAGUGCCGUCCCUUCUCAUUCCCCACAACGAGGAGACCAAGAAGAACAGCCAGCAGAGCAAGAAAUCGGAAAGUUCCGAGGAAAGCCUUCCCGACAAGUAUACACGCUUCUAUCAAAAGAAUUUGAAGCCGAGGUCUUAUCCCCAGGAGCUCAAGGCCAACAACCAGUGCCCCUCCAAAGACGAGAUACACACAAUGUCCAACGACGAUAUGAUUAGGAUUCGUCGUCCCAAUCGGUCUAGUCGUCAACUGGAUGAUAUAUUCCUUCAAAAAGAACGCGAAUGGGAGUCGGCAGGACUGAAGGGUGCUGGCUUCCACAUCGAACCCGUCCGUAGUCCUCAAUCCUUGAGUCAGGAGGUAAUCGAAAGCCAGAACGCAACCGCAAUGGGGAGUGCCAUCAAGCCAGUGUCAUGUCCGUUGGCGAUGGUACGUGAAGCGGCCAUGAGAAGCGUUAAAGAUUCCCUUCUGAUGCCAGCCAAGGAGACUAUCUUACUGGACGUGGAUUUACCUUCAUUCUCGAGCUCUGAAUCAGAAAAUGCAGAAUCUGAGGUGGAUAUCAAACCGGAAACUGAUCCGGCAAUCGCCGAACCGGAAGAAGAGAAGCCAACAGCUUCUGACACCAAUCUGCCCAUCAUCACCGGACUCGUCCUAACCCUAGAGGAGACAUCUGGAUCCGACUGGGAACAACCAUAAAGAAGCCAUAACGCAUUCACCUCUGGAAGCGCCGCCCAUUCGUCAAGGUUAUUGUUAAAUUCUCUGUGAAAUUCGAUCUACAUUCGCCCACUUUUUCACCGAAAACCGCUCCAAUCAAAAUCCUCAAGAUCAUUGUCACGCGUCGAGUGUCAAAGGGCAAUCCUGCUAUUCCAAUUUAAUCACCAGACAAAAUUUUAAUUUUCGAUUUGUAGAACUCACUUUAACCGUAUAUGACCCUUAAGCAGGUAGCAUGCCAGUCAAGAUUUUAUGAAAUCAUUAAAAGUGUUUGCUGAAA